Messenger RNA from Talaromyces amestolkiae, 945 nucleotides. RefSeq lists its product as uncharacterized. Lineage: Eukaryota; Fungi; Ascomycota; Eurotiomycetes; Eurotiales; Trichocomaceae. The record is from RefSeq and is a predicted model, not a curated record. The transcript is spliced from 2 exons. Bases 1 to 945 code for a protein of 314 amino acids.
AUGUUUCCCAUCAAGACGACCACAAAGUCUGUCAUGCCCCCCAUGAGGAUUGCACAGGUCUUGAAAAGCUUUCAGAAGACCCAUGGUCUGCAGAGAUUCCACACAAAUCAAGCUUCUGUGCAGCCUGUGAAAGAAGUCUUGCCCAGUCAAGCAUCCUCCAACUUCUACACAAAACAAGUCCCUUCGCUGCAGCUUGGGGAGAAAGAAGGCUGCACUGAUCAAACAUCCUCCACCAGCAGUGCCAGCACCAUAGAACCAAAACUGCGCACCUGUCCCUAUCUAACGACAUACAUCCCAAACCUGCAAAGCACCAAAGACCAAUACAACCAAAUAGCUGUCCACUUCGAAACGCGCGUCAAGUACCUCUGGAAAAAGAUCUGGUUCGGCCUGUACCAAGUCGAACACGAAGACGAAGACGGCCUCACGCACGCCACCAAGAUACGCAAACUCUAUGCGGGCGCCGGCAUGGGACACUUACUCCGUCAACCAUAUCACCAAGAUGCGAACGUCAAAUUUCGGGGGUAUUGGGAGUUCGUCGGGUUGGGCAAAUUGUCCGAAGUACUGGUUGAAUCUGGUCCGACGGAUUGCUGGCCCGUCAUCGGACGUUUAAAGAUGUACGACGGUAUGGCGUUGGACAAUAUGCAGCACAUCUCGCUUCUGCUAAACGAGUACGAGAAACAAGUCUACAAGUUAGCGGAGCUGUAUCAUUUCUUGGAGCUGCAGCAGAUUCCGCAGUUCAAUUGUGAGAAACCGACAGAUGGACAUGUGAAGGUGGUGCUGCGAGGGUUUCAGGAACGGGCGGGUCGGAUUGUGAUGGUGCUGUCGAAGCUGGAUUUGCAGAUGGGUGCCUUGCAGCGGAGUAUCAACAAGGAGGCGUCGAUGCUUCAUGGUCGGUUGGAUGGGCCGGAGAUGUUGGAUUUCAAGAAGGAGGUCCUCAAGCCUUGA